Messenger RNA from Nematocida major, 378 nucleotides. RefSeq lists its product as uncharacterized. The record is from RefSeq and is a predicted model, not a curated record. The transcript has a single exon. Lineage: Eukaryota; Fungi; Microsporidia. The coding region runs from base 1 to 378 and encodes 125 amino acids.
AUGUUAAAAUUAUUCUGGCGUUUUGCACGGUCCUCUGCCUCUGCACUCGCGGGGCGGCGGGAGCGCGGAAAAAACAUUCUCUCAGACGAAAGUAUACGCUCGGGCGCGCUGCUUAGCACAGGCAUGUCAAAUCCUGGAAGCUCAGAUAUGGUUUUAGGCAGAUUUCAGGACAACUCUGUCCUGUGCUCUGGCGUUAUGGAAAAGGGUGCAGGGAGUGGGCAGAUCCUCAAGCGGGCAGUGCCCAUAGAGGAAGAGCCUGCUUUGUGCAAAGAUUCGUGCAGAGUGGCGCACGGAGUGCCAAAUGAGGCUGAUUUUGAGGCUAAGCAUUUCCAGAAGAUUGCGGGCUUGGCUGAGAGCGCCUCUUCCCCUACGUAUUAG